AUGAAGAAGCUGUACCAGGGCGGCAAGGGUCGGCGGGUGCACCCGGCGCCGGCGGACGCCGCGGCAGCUGCGGCGGCCGUGGCGCUGCCGGCCGCCGUGCUGGCCCUGGCGUCCGCGCUGACGGCCGAGGAGCAGGAGGUGCUGGCCUACCUCCUGUCCUGCGGCGGCGCGGCGGCGGGCGGCGGCCCGCGCCGCCGCCGCGGGCCCCACCCACCGGAGAUGGGCUGCGCCUGCUUCGGCUGCUACAAGAGCUUCUGGGCGCGCUGGGACGCGUCGCCCAACCGCCACCUCAUCCACCGCAUCAUCGACGCCGUCGAGGAGGGCGGAGGCGGGCUAGGUGUUGGCCCCCGCGCCCGCCCUCCCCGGCGCCGGCGCCGCGGUUGCCGCCGCGGCGGCGACGGCGACGCUGCCGACGACGACCCCGCGGAGACGGGCCCUGCCGUGGACCACCUCCCGGGCUGCGACGGUGGCGCGGGGAUGGGCGUGGGCAUGGACCACCACGGCGAGUACGAGUGCGACGGCGACGAGGAGGAGGAAGAGGGGGGCAGCAACAUGGACGGCGACGGCUACGGGGACGGGGACGACGCCUCGGUGGCCAGCGAGGGCGACUGCAGCAUCGGCGACGGUCUCGGUGGCGGCGCCGAGAAGAGCACGGUGGGGAGGCUGGUGCGCUUCAUCGGGGAGAAGGUGUGGGGCGCCUGGAACUGA
Molecule: messenger RNA, 708 nt
Organism: Miscanthus lutarioriparius
Lineage: Eukaryota; Viridiplantae; Streptophyta; Magnoliopsida; Poales; Poaceae
Source: the annotation of a GenBank genome assembly